Molecule: messenger RNA, 2711 nt
Organism: Brachypodium distachyon (stiff brome)
Lineage: Eukaryota; Viridiplantae; Streptophyta; Magnoliopsida; Poales; Poaceae
Product: receptor like protein kinase S.2
Exons: 12
Coding region: 233-2263 (676 amino acids)
Biological process (GO): protein phosphorylation
Molecular function (GO): protein kinase activity; ATP binding
Source: RefSeq, a predicted model, not a curated record
AGCUGCCACUUGCGAUACCCCAUCCUAGUUGUAUCUCAGAUCUUGACUCCAUCCUUCUCCCUCCCGUAUGUUGAAGGGCCAAGCUACUCUCGCUCUUAUCCCCAUCUCGCUCCGACCGGCGGUGCCUUCGUCCACGUAGAUCGCCCUGCCGGCCUCUCCUCCUGCUCAUCAAGUAAGUGCCUUGACACAGGAAAGGGGCUCUCUUUUCAGGAUUCACGCCGGACACGAUAUCAUGGCGAACAAGUCACCGCUUUUAAGCGAUGAGCCAAGAAAGCUAUCGUAUCAAUCGAUAAAAGAGAUUACUGAUGAUUUCAAUGAGGACCGAAUACUUGGUCGUGGGGGAUUCGGAAUAGUUUACAAGGGUGAGCUCAAUCGUGAAGAGAUCGCCGUGAAGGUAUUUCACGUGCCAAGAUUGGAGGAUGGCGAAUUUCAGAAAGAGUUUCAGAACCUGAGGAGGUUCAACCAUCAAAAUGUCGUAAAGUUAGUGGCCUUCUGCAAUGAAUCAAAACAAGAAUAUGUGAAGUUCGGAGGACAAGAAGUUAUUGCGGACAAGAUGCAUACAGCACUCUGCUUGGAGUAUGUACAGAAUGGUAACCUUGGGAAGCAUAUUUCUGAUGAACAGACGGGACUGAAUUGGCGAGCACGUUACAAGAUAAUCAAAGGGAUCUGUGAAGGUUUAAAAUAUCUUUACGAGGGACUGGAGUUCCCUGUAUGGCAUUUGGACUUAAAACCUGAUAAUAUAUUGCUAGAUAAGAACAUGGUGCCAAAGAUUGGCGAUUUUGGUUUCUCAAGGCUCCUCGGUGAAGAGUAUACAACAAAGACAAUGAGUUCUGUAGGUACACGUGGAUACUUGCCGCCAGAAUACAUAAAUAGUCAGAUAAUAUCCAAAGAAUUUGACAUAUUUAGCUUGGGUGUUAUCAUUGUAAAGAUAAUGGCCGGACACGAAGGCUACUCAUGUAUUGAUGACAUGACGACCCAGGAAUUUGUUGACCAUGUACAUGGUAAUUGGAGGAAAAAGUUAGGUGAAACAUUGAGUCCCAGAUCGCUCGAAGCAUAUUGCCAACAGGUGAAGAGAUGCAUUGAGAUAGCAUUAGAAUGCACGAAAUGGAAACGACGUGAAAGACCUACAAUUCAGGAUAUUGUUACUGCGCUGAUCCAGACAGAAACAGUGAUAGGUGACCUUGGGCUACAGACAGAACAGUUCACUCAGGAAGAAUCAAUUCUUCUCAAGAAAGACACCCCGAAGAGGCCUCCUAAAGAAAUGGCCACUGUCAUCAGCAGACGUAAAACCGGAGAGAGCAAGCCGAGCAUUCUAAGUUCACUACCGAAGGACCUGCCGCUAGAUUUUUUGAAGAAAAUUACAGAUGAUUUCUCUGAAGAGAGAACACUUGGUACGGGUGCAUUUGGAACAUUUUACAUGGGAAUUUUGGAAGAUGGCGAAGUAAUUGCUGUGAAGAAACUUGCGGAAAAUUCACCAGUGGCAAGAGAUAAAGCAUUUGCUAAUGAGGUUCAAAAUAUUAUGGCUCUCGAGCAUGAGAAUAUAGUAAAGCUAGUUGGCUACUGUCAAGAAACACAAAAGAAAGUUGUGCAGAACAAUGGAAGAUAUAUUGUUGCAGACAUAGUAGAAAGUUUACUCUGCUAUGAAUAUUUACCUAACGGAAGCCUUGGCAAGUAUAAUGCUGCUGGAUCCAGUAUAUCAAAUGACUGGGACAUACGGUUCAAAAUAAUUAAAGGGAUUUGCCAAGGUUUACUCUUUCUACAUUCCAUUCCUAUUGUCCAUAUGGAUCUUAAGCCAGAAAAUAUAUUGUUGGACAAUGCUAUGGUGGCAAAAAUUGCGGAUUUUGGUCUCUCGAGGCUCUUCGGUCAAGAACAAACACGGAUGAACACACAGAAUGUUGUGGGAUCCUAUGGAUACAUCGCCCCAGAAUAUUUAUACCGAGGCGAAAUCUCUACCAAGACAGAUAUAUACAGCCUAGGUCUUACAGUUCUGGAAACCGUGACAGCAGAGAAAAAUAGCGCCAGUAAUGAACCAUCUGGAGUUCGGUUUAUUAAGAUGGUACGUGAAAAAUGGACAUUCGACCACAUAGUAUCGGUUCACCCGUCUUUAAGUGCCGAUUACCUUCAAGAAAUAACAACCUGCAUUGAUAUUGGGCUAGAAUGUGUUGAGAUCGAUCGGCAGAAGAGGCCAUCCAUAGAGAACAUUGUCGACAGGCUAAAUGGCGUAGUAACAAGGUAUGAUCGAAUUGGUGGAGAACAUCAAUAGUACUCUACGUCGGUACGAUGUAGUUUACAGUAAUGCAUCGGAAAAUCUUUUACCUUUGUGGAAGGAAAAUCUUGAAUACAUGUUUGGUUCAACUAUCUUUCUUUAGGCAAGUUAAUUAAGUACUUGAAGAAUAUAUGAGAAGUACGACUAGAUUUUUAUUCCUGAAAACAUUCCCAGUAAUUAGGGUUCAAAAUAGACCACUUUUCUUGUAAUAAGGACCGAGAGAUGUAAGUGCCACACCUGGUAGUGGUCUAUUUAUAACAGUUUCCUUGUUGGAGUGUUGUUUUUAGGGCCGCUGGUAUGACCUUCAUUGGUUGAACCCGACCUCAACAAUGAAAUUCGUGAUUCUACAAUUUGCUGGUUGGGUCUGAUUGUCCGUGUGCAUGGACAUGUAUUUGAAAUAUGACGAUGAUUAUCCAAAGUUAAUUUGGACUGGCUUUUACUAGUA